Molecule: messenger RNA, 2634 nt
Organism: Fonsecaea multimorphosa CBS 102226
Lineage: Eukaryota; Fungi; Ascomycota; Eurotiomycetes; Chaetothyriales; Herpotrichiellaceae
Exons: 1
Coding region: 1-2634 (877 amino acids)
Biological process (GO): SREBP signaling pathway; positive regulation of transcription by RNA polymerase II
Molecular function (GO): protein dimerization activity
Source: RefSeq, a predicted model, not a curated record
AUGACCGCGCCGCUCGAUCUGGAAUCUGCAGGCCGGGAAUUCGACAAAUGGCUGGAUUGGAAUGGGACUGCGAAUGCCUUUCCACGAGCUCCUCAAGAAGACAAUCUUCCUAUCACUACGCAAAACCUCCUCACUCUUCCGAUAUCUCCCUCAUCGACCGCGAACGGGGAUUCACACCCUGCCCAAUUCAAGACCGACCUCCUCACCGCCCCUCCCGGCCAAGAUCUGUUGACCCCCCGACACAGUUCAGCAUCCCCAGAGUCGCGUUCUAGCCUCGAGAUGCGACUCAGCGGAGAUACUCUAAGAGAACAGCCAACCCCCAGCAUGCGACCUAUGCUCAAGCGGAAACUGUCCCCCACCGAUGUACCAACAACAGACUAUCAGCAUGAUGCUCCCACUCCUGCCGCCAAAAAGCGGCCGCACAACAUAAUUGAGAAGAGAUAUCGUGCCAAUCUGAAUGAGAAGAUAGCAGAAUUGAGGGACAGCGUGCCCAGCCUCCGUUUCGCGCAAAAGUCCAAGGUUCGGGAAUCAGCCAACGGGGAUUCUGACGAUGAUGACUUGGAUGGCCUCACUCCAAGUAACAAACUCAACAAAGCUUCCAUUUUGACAAAGGCAGUUGAAUACAUCCGUCAUCUUGAGUUUCGCACAAAGCGCCUAGAGGAGGAGAACAAAUCUCUGAAAGAACGGCUCGAGACCCUUGACAAGGUCAUCGCUCAGGGCGGUCACGAUGCGCAAAGAGCUGCUGCUUUCACAAGCAAUGUGGUCAUAGAAGAGUCUUCUCCCGCUUCAAACACCCAUUCCCCUUCACCCGAAUCGACAAACACACCCGCCAACCCUCCUCAGGGACUCAUCCCGCUACCCGAGAGUUGGAGACGUCUACGACAAAACCAACCGCAAGAACACUAUGGCCACAUCUAUCAGACUCCGUCAGAACGCUCCGUAUUCAAGGGCAAAUGGCCUACGAGGAUUGUUCUAGGCUCUAUCGCCAGCCUAAUGGUGAUAGAUGGCCUCAGUGAGUCUGAUAUGGGCUCCGAAUCCCGUGAGAAGGGUCUUUUUGGAAUCCCUCUGGAGCUUCUUGAUGGCUGGAAAUUUCUACAGUCACCUCGAAUAUACUUGGCCGCUUUCAGCCAGUUUUGUCAGGCCGGUGGCAUUUUACCCUUGGUCAAGGGAUUCAUUGCUCUGACAUUCUUGGCCUUCCUCAUCUUCUCAUACUUGUUCAAUUCGAAGCCUCCGCCAAAGUCCGACAUCGAGGAAUUGGGAACGCCUUCGAGACAGGUUCCAGCUCCCGCCUCACCCAUUCAAGUUCGACGCCGCGCCUGGAGCACUAGUAUGCAGGAGCUGCACCUUCCUCAUCACCACUUCUUCCCCGAGUGGAUGGCGAUCACUUGUGAAUGGCUCAAGUACACCUUUGGCUACCUCUUUGGAGCGCGGGCCUAUGCUUGGCUUACCGGCCGCACUGCUGACGACGACGUGGCUCGGAUCAAGACUUGGGACAUUGCAAUCGACGCACAAUUGGCUGGCGGUGAUGCCGAAGUGAGCCGAAGCCGACUGCUCCUGACAAUCUUUGGGGCAGGGACUCUCCCCCGGUCGCCUUUGCGGUUGAUGCUAAAAGCACUCCAUUGCCGGGUGCUCCUGUGGAACGUGGGCUCACUCGGAACUGGAGUAUCCAGGAUCGCUAACCGUGUCGGGAAGUAUUUUGCAAACCGGCAAUGGAGUCGCGCCAAAGACUCGCACAGCAAUUUACCCCUGCAUCAUCCGGAUCCUCUCCCUCCGUACCUUUCGAACAUGCUCGAUAUGCCGUGCGAUCACGUAUUCCUGGACACGGUCUGUCAGAGGGCCUACAAUCUGAUGUAUGAUCGGCCCACGCAGGAAGACUCUACCAAUCCUCUGCUGGACGUUGUGGUGGAAGACCACGCAGUCCGAUCUCCGCUUGAUGCAGUUGCAGCAUGGCGGUCAAUGGUGUCAUUGACAGAGGCUCUGGAGCUGUCCUUGCACUCCCCCGAGGCAUUCGAUCAUGUCCAAGAGCACUUGAGUGCUGCGCUCAGAAUUGCCCCACCUGGCUCUGCUGCCGAAACACGGGCGCUGGCCGCAAGCUCGGUCCUAAGCAAUACCGCUCGCACGGACUAUUUUCAACGAGCAUCCGAAGCCAUGAAAGUUUUGUCCGCCCCUGUCACGCAGCCAGAAACCGAAACUCGGCCGCCUUAUUUUAUUGACUCGUCGACUCCGCCAUCCGCUAGGACUGAUAUUUUGAAUUGCUUGCAUUGCGCGGAAACUUUGCAGAUCCUCGAUCGGGAGGAUCAUAGUACUCAGGAGAAUCAAGAGACGGCAUUGGCCUUUUUCAGUUCGAAGAAUCUUGAAAUCGAAAGCACAUACCUGUUGACGCAGGCUGCGAGGAAGCAUCUUCUCGGGCGUUUGCCAGCUAUUGAGAAUCCAGCGACCGCUGGAAGAGAAGAGGUUCGCGCUCUACCACACGAUCACAUAUUCGCGGCUGACGUGUUGGGUAUGCAAAAUAGCCGAAACAAGAUCCCGCGCCGGUAUAGUGAGACCAGCACCGACUCUGGUUAUGUUAGUCAGGAUACUUUUAUAUCCUACUGGGACACCGAUAUCGAGUCAUCGCCCAUUUCAAGGGCUUGA